CUUCCUCUUCUGUCGCUUUUUCGUCGCUGGGCUGCGCAGAAGGGAAGGCCGCUUGCCUCUGAUCUUUUCACCCCACACAUAACAAAACCAAUCGCGUCGUAGCCUUGAUUCGCCCGCUCAAAGGGGAGAGAGCCGAAUCCAGGACAACAGAAGGCCAACUUGUGCUCUCAUUGGCUUUUUUUCGCGUCAAUCCCACCCCCUGACUGUGACGUGCGUUUGCCUUAAGAGGGCGGAGCAUUGCUAUCUGGUUGGCUGGUUGCUAUGUCACUCUUAAAGCUACCGCAACGGCGGCGCUUGUGGGACAGUUGAAGGCGGAGGUGGGAGCAGCUGCUUCUGGGGUGCGUCUGUCCUUAAAGGGACAGGCACCCAUUGUGGCGGCCUUCUGACGGCAUGGCGGUGGCUGGGGAUCUGCAACCUCCGGGUGCUCUUCGUAGAAGUCACAGAUCGGGAUCGUUCACAGAUGGACUUUCAGCGGCCUCGUUUGCAGAGUACCCUCGGCACAAGCCUUUCCUGAACAGUGACGUGCGGCGGUCCCCUACCAAGCCAGUGAUCGCAUAUCCGGAGAGUAACAGCAGAGCGAUAUUCUCUGCUCUGAAGAACCUCCAGGAGAAGAUACGGCGGCUGGAGCUGGAACGGAUUCAAGCUGAGGAGAACGUGAAAAGCCUGACGAAGGAAACCUCGGAUUACAAGAAGGUGCUGAACGAACAGCUGCUGGAGAGGGAGCAUUCAAAGCUGGAGGUGGCCAAGAAAAAUGAAGAGUUGGCUGCUCAGCUGACCGGUGCUGAAACUCGCUGCAGACUGCUAGAGAAACAGCUAGAAUACAUGAGGCGAAUGAUAGAACACGCGGAACUCGAGAAGACGAGCGUCUUGAGAAAACAGGCCACGUUGGAAAACGAGCACGUCCUCGAUCAUUCAAACGUGAAAUCGAAGCUGGAGAGGCUGGAUAUGCUGGAGAAGGAAUACGCCAGGCUGACGGCGAUGCAGUCUCUUGCGGAGAAAAAGAUGGAAGAACUGGAGGAGAAGCUCCGAGAGGAAGAACACUCGAGGAAGCUGAUGCAGGAGAAAGCAGCUGAGUUGCAGACCGGAUUAGAGAACAACAGAAGGUUGCUGCAAGCGAAGACGCAGCAGGUGCCAACGUUGCUGCCCUCGAAACCAAAGAUGAAGAAGAAGAAAGCAAAGCAACUGGACAAGAGCACUUCUGCAGUGACCCACUUCCACUCCCAGCCCCACUACAGGCUGCGAUUGGGCGACGUGCCGUUUGUAGCUGGAAAGUCCACCAGCCCCAGCCACUCCGUCGUGGCCAACGUCCAGCACGUCCUGCACCUCAUGAAGCAUCACUCGAAAGUCCUUUGCAACGACCGUGUGGUGAGCGAUGUUCCCUUGAGCAAGCACGCAAACAGAGGCCGGAGGUCCUCUGAGUCGUCCGCCUCUUCUGCCUCCCAGGGGGACCUUUCAGAGGUGCUGCUGACCUUACAGGAUGAACUCGGGCAGAUGAGCUUUGAACACCAGCGGCUAGCAAAACACAUCCAGGAGGCUCCGUCGAAUGAGCUGCGGGAAGACCUGGAGCGGGAACGGGAAGGGCUGGUGAAAAGGAUGGAGGCCAAGGCAGAACAAAUCUCUAAAAUCCAGCGGCAUCGGGCACGGCUGGAGAAACACAGGCGAGAAAGCAAACCCAAGCGCUGUCACUCUCAGCCAAGCAACGGCAGUGAAGAGAAAACGGCCCUGGUGAAGGCAAAAAGCGUCAGCUUGAAAGCGAAACCCGGGGAGAAGGGGAAGAAGAGCCUUCAGCUGCUGAGGGAAAUGCAGAGUAUACAGACCUCCCUUCAGAAAAAUGACAUCAAGUGGGACCACUGAGGCGUUUCCUUGUGUGAUUUCCUCCCCCCUCCCUUUUUGUUUUGUUUUGCACUUUUCUCUUUUCCUCUCUCUUUUUUUUUGGCUCCAGCCCAGCCGGCUUUCCUGAAACAAAAACAGCGUCAAAGCCUCACUUCGUAAAACGAAAAGCCCCGCAGUUUUCCGCCUGGAGGCCCAAUCGCAUUACAGCUCCUAAUCCUACUGGGACCAGGGGAGAGGGAAAUGAGAAGAGCCUUCUGUUCCUUCAGUACCUUUCCAGCCCUUUUACUUUUCCGUCAGUUAUCCAUAUUUCCCCCCCUUUUUGGGUUUUGUCCCCCACCCCACCCCUCAAAUGAGGCCUACUUCCUCUGCCUCAGGCAGCUAAUUUAAUUGCUCGCUUGGGGCAGCUCUCCUCUGAGGUGGUUGUUUGCCCCCACAAGAGAACCAAAGACAGUACAACAGAGAUCCUGUUACCUGCGUGAAUGGUUGGUUGGUUGCACAUAUUGCCCUUGUCAGCUCUGGCACACAGUUUGUGAGGUGUACCUCCAAAUCAUGCACAGUGUUUUUGAAGGUUUUGGCCUCACCGUGUUUUUGAUCAGGAAGUAUGUGUACUGCGCAGGUAAGAAAGGUUUCAUGGUAGUUUUUCUGCUCUUUUUAUAGUCUGUCUCCUACCUCAACUGUCACGUUGCUUUCCCUUUUAAAAACAUGAGAGGACAUUUUGCACGUUUUCCCUGCUUCAUUUGUCCACAUCUCAGCAGCCUGGAAGGAAGUUUCAAUCUCGAAGCUCACCAGUUUCACAGUGAGGCACUCAGGCUAGCCAUCUCUUUUGACUAUCGGCUGCAUCUCAUGGACUCGUUACCUCUGCUUAUGGAUGCUUUAUGUUUUGUUUUUUGCACAGAGCAAGGAAAUCUUCAGCUUUUUGUCCCCGCUAAUGUGAUUUCAGAAUGGAAUUUGAAUAGCCAUUUGGAAGUUCUCAGCUUCGAGUUUUCUUCCUCAUUUUAAUCUCUCUGCAGAAGGAGGCAGGCGUCCUGCGUUUUUAAAGACACUUCAGAUCAUGCUGUUUUUUUUGUACCGGCAGCUUGUUUUUAGCAAACUCCCAUGCGCUGGGCAAGGAGCUCUGGUGUUUGUAAUGGUACUAAAAAGAUUUUAUACGUGCGCACACAUGGAUAUUAUUUAUUACAUUAAUAAUGUAAAGCGUUUCCAAUGAUUGGAAUGUCCCAGUGACUCAGAAUUGCCUGUGUUCUCUCCGAGGUUUGAUUGGAAUCCAAUAAAGGCAACUUGCUAAUUGA
This is a messenger RNA of Heteronotia binoei (common prickly gecko), 3119 nucleotides long. It is a transcript of the gene CEP57, whose product is annotated as centrosomal protein 57. The coding region runs from base 391 to 1854 and encodes 487 amino acids. The record is from RefSeq and is a predicted model, not a curated record. The transcript is spliced from 11 exons. Gene Ontology annotation, cellular component: centrosome. Gene Ontology annotation, molecular function: gamma-tubulin binding; identical protein binding; microtubule binding. Lineage: Eukaryota; Metazoa; Chordata; Lepidosauria; Squamata; Gekkonidae.